This is a messenger RNA of Spodoptera exigua (beet armyworm), 1582 nucleotides long. NCBI's taxonomy places the organism in Eukaryota, Metazoa, Arthropoda, Insecta, Lepidoptera, Noctuidae. The record is from the annotation of a GenBank genome assembly.
AGAUGCGUGUCAUUGCAUAGUUGUUUAUAAUAUAAGUAGCUUGGGUUUCAGAAAUGAAAAUUACUACAACAAGAAAUAAAAAUGAGUGAAAAACUAAAAGAAUUACGUGAAAGAUCACAAAAACGUAAGAAAUUGCUGGCACAAACUCUUGGUGUGUCAAGUGUGAGUGAGUUGAGGCAGGCUUUAGGAGCUACCUUAGAUGUUCCGGCAAAGAAACAAGCGGUUGCUGGUGCUGGAAAUGAAGGUGACAAACCGACAGCCAAAGACCAACCUGAUGAACUGGUGUACACAGAUUCAUCCACUUUCUUGAAGGGCACACAAUCAUCAAACCCCCACAAUGACUACUGCCAGCACUUCGUAGACACCGGCCAGAGACCACAGAACUUCAUCAGAGAUGUGGGGCUUGCGGACCGGUUUGAAGAGUACCCUAAACUCCGGGAACUAAUCAAGUUGAAGGAUGACCUGAUAGCACAGACUGCCACUCCUCCUAUGUAUUUGAAGUGUGACUUAAAGACAUUUGACCUAAAGCAGAUGGGUAACAAAUUCGAUGUGAUCUUAGUGGAACCCCCCCUUGGCUCAGGCUGGCGUUGGCAGGAUGUCCUGGCUCUGGACUUACAGCAGAUUGCUCAAGCGCGCUCCUUUAUAUUCCUCUGGUGUGGAAGCUCGGAAGGCCUAGACAUGGGAAGAGAAUGCCUCAAGAAAUGGGGCUUCCGCCGCUGUGAGGAUAUUUGUUGGAUAAAAACCAACAUCAAGAACCCUGGACAUUCCAAGAACCUUGAGCACAAUGCUGUAUUUCAGAGGACAAAGGAGCAUUGUCUGAUGGGAAUUAAGGGCACAGUCCGGAGGUCUGUGGAUGGUGACUUCAUACAUGCCAAUGUCGACAUAGAUCUGAUCAUAUCUGAGGAUCCGGAGUUUGGAAGCAGUGAGAAGCCUAUCGAGAUAUUCCAUAUUAUGGAGCACUUUUGUUUAGGAAGGAGAAGAAUCCAUCUAUUCGGGCGCGACUCCACAAUCAGACCGGGCUGGGUCACUAUAGGCCAUGAGCUGACUAACUCUAACUUCAACGCGGAACUCUACGCUUCUUACUUUACGGAGGGCCGGGAGAGCACUGGUUGCACGGAGAGGAUUGAAGCACUCCGCCCUAAGAGCCCUCCCAACACUAGUAAGGGGGCGCGGCCUAGAGGACGAGGGGGAUUUAGGGGGAGAGGUAGAGGAAGGGGGGCGCUAUAGUGCUCGCUUGGCAGGGGGUAAAAGUGGUAGUAUCAUUUUGAAGCAAGCCGGAAAUGUCUUGAUGAUGGUCAGUCAUCAGAUGAAGGUCAAGGGUGAUGGGACUUGGCAAAAGAAUGUUUGGAUCCUUUUUGUGCGAUCUGCUCAUGCAGCUGAAAUAAUCGCAGCGUGAGAAAAGAUUUGUUGCUCUUUCUAAAGAAGAAAGGAUUUCGAAGGAUGUGUUAAUGUACUACAUUUUUAUCUUCAAAAGAAAUAGAAUUAUUUUAUUUUUAUACUAGAUUAUGAAUAAGAGUUGUAUAGUGAUGAAUUUGUAUCGAAACAAAAUUGUUGGUUUGUCAAUAUCAUGAACAUUACUUGU